AUGAUUGGUCCUCAACCGCAUCCUUCUGCCACUCCAACCUCUCUGAAACGAACGAUCACACAAAGUGGUAGCGGAUCCAUUAGUCAAUCAUCAAAGAAGCGAAAACAAAGUGUAGCUGCAUCAUCAAAUUCACAACCAUCACAAUCGGGUGGCUCUAGAAUAACUUUGGAAAAAAUUAUUGGUUUAACAACCGACUCUAAUUCAAAGCUUUCAGUUCAUCCACAAACAAAAUAUGUUGCCUAUUGUUCGGCAAAUGUGGUAGUUUGCUACAAUCCAAGAAAGAACAAACAAUAUCAAUUCUUACAAAAUUCAUCAUCAAACAAAACCUUCUCUUGUCUUCAAUUCAGUAGGAAUGGGAAACUAUUGGCAGCAGGUGAAAAAGGAUCAAAACCAUCUAUUGUAAUAUGGGAUGUUUUAACAGGAAAGAAAACUAUAGAGCUCAAGAAAGAUAAUCAUUCAUAUGGAAUUACUUCUUUAGCAUUUUCAAAUGAUGCAAAAUAUAUUGUCAGUGUUGGGGAUGAAAAUGAUGGUACCAUCAAGUUGUGGGAUCUCUCUGCCAAUAUGAAUCAAAGUGUUAACGCUUCAACAUUAUCUUCUGCUUCUUCUCAAAAAGGAAGUCUUGUACAUACUAUCAAAAAUAUUAGAAAGACCAAUGAUGUUGCAUUUUCACAUGAUGGAGCAUUUUUUGUAACAGUUGGAGACAAGUUUGUAAAAUAUCAUCAAAUUGAACAACAACCAAAUGGUAGUAUGGAGGUAAAAACAUCUAGGUGUAUUCUGGGGAAUUUUAAGGAAUCUAAUUUUGUUAGUGUUGAUAUAGUGAAACACAAGGAUGGGUCAACUGGGGUGUAUACAGUUAAUUCGGAUGGAAUUUUGUGUUUACUAAACGAAAAUAGACAGAUUCUUAAAUGGCUGGAUAUGAAAGUUAAAGCAGCAUUCUCGCUUAGUGUCAAUGAAGAUAUUAUUUGUUGUGGAUGUGCAAAUGGAACAGUUCGUCUGUUUGAGCCAACCAGCCUUAAAUUCAAAUGCACAUUACCAAAACCACCACUAACCACUGGAAUGUCCUACUCAAACGAUAUUAAUUGUGUGGCUUGCAGACUUCUUGAUUCACGACAGGUAUGUGCAGUCUACAGUGACAGAUCCUUCUUUAUUUGGGACAUUAGUAAUUUGCAAAGAAUAGCCAAGUACAGAAGUUUCCUUUCUCACAGUGAUUCUAUUUGGGAUAUUGAUCUAUUUCCUGAAAAUAAUUCACUUUUACCUCAUGGAUCAUUUGUUACUUGUUCGAGUGAUAAUACUGUUAGAGUUUGGAAUGUGGAAGCUAGUACUUCUCUCACUGAAAAGAUUGAAAGAGGAGAGUCUUUCAUUUCUAAAAAUGUUUUCUGUAAGGACUUGCUACACGCAAUUGAGGAUAAACCUUCAAAUCCUAAUGGAGAACAAGGAAUAAGAAGUGUGAGGUUUUCUGAGGAUGGUAAUCUUAUAGGUUGCGGAAGUAGACAAGGUGUUCUCAAAAUAUUUCAAACAACAAACUUUUCCAUUGAAUAUUCUGAAGUAGCUCACGACUCUGAAAUUUUAUCUAUGGAUUUUAGUGUGAACCCUGAAGAUUCUACAGAUAUCCUAUUUGCUACAAGUAGCAGAGAUAGACUUAUUCACAUUUUCCAAUACAAGAAUUCCUUAUUCAAAUUGGUAACCUCCCUUGAUGAUCAUACGGCAUCUGUUACUUCUGUGAGAUUUACAAAGGAUGAAAAUUUCAGAUAUCUUAUCAGCUGCAGUGCUGAUAAAUCUAUUGUAUUUAGAAAGAUUGAAAGAGAUCCAAAUGGUGAAUAUACUUUCAGAAGAUAUCAAAAUAGUCAAUCGAAUGGAACCAUUUUUGAUUUGGAUGUAAGCAAGACAAACGAAAUUGUAUCAGUUGGACAGGAUAAGAAGAUUAGUGUUUGGGAGUUAGACAAGUGCAAAUCUAAACAAAGCUUUAAGGUUGACACUAGAUCAACCGCUGACAGCUAUCUUCCAUCAGCUGAACCUAUCAGAGUUUGUUGCGACUAUUCUGGAGAGUUUGCUGUUAUCAGCUCUGCUGAUAAAUAUAUCAGGCUUUACAACUUGCAGACAGGUGAAUGCUUAUCGAGAGUAUGUGGUCAUUCAGAAAUCAUAACUGGUGUAAAAUUUUCCAAAGACUCUAAAAGAAUCAUCUCAGUAUCAGGGGAUGGAUGUAUUUUUGUGUGGAGACUCUCCCCUAACAUUACCAAACUUUUGAAUAAGAAUAAGCCAUUCGAAAGCAUAUUACCAAAAAAUCUCAUGCCUGAAAGUCCUCAACACACUGUCGAGUUAUCAACACGUGAUACAUUACUACCAUUAUGGGCAAAACAAAAGAAAACCAAAACAAGUGAUGAAAUCAAUGCAAUCCUAAACUCUGUAGAAUCAAAGCCUCAGAAUAGUAAAUGGUUAGAUAGAGCAGAUGAGAAAGAAUUUAAAUUAGCUGCUAUAGAGGAUGAAACAAGUUCUAAUGACGAAGCAGACGAUCCAGUAGAGGAAGAUGUAGUCUAUUUCAAUACUGAACAAUCUCCAGAUUUCCUAGUGAGGGCAGCCAACAAGGUAUCUCAAGACAAGCUCGUACAAGAGUCAGAUGAUGAAGAUGAAAAGACUGCAGUAAUUAAGCUUGAAAUGGAACCUCCUGAAAAACCAAAGGUACAAGAGGAUUUCUUAAUGAAGAAUUUUGAAAGUCUUUCUGCUCCUUUCGAAGCACCUUUGGGUGAUGGAAGAAUUAGUGUCACCUCACAAUUUUUGAAAAAGGCCAUUGGUCAACCAUCAAAGCAGCCUCCAAAACCACUCCCAAAAACCAAUCAUCUUCCACCUCUCCAACCUUCAUCUACCCAAAGUUCCUCAACAGCAUCAUCUUCCACCACAAUCAAUAACCAUUCAAUCCCUACAACUACCACAACUACUGCCUCAUCAAAUCAACCAACAUUACCAUCUAACGAUUUGACCACAUCUAGAAUUAAUCUCACUGAAAGUAUUCCAAACAUGUCUGAUAUUCCACUAACCCUUGUACUUAAACUCAACCAAAUUUCCCAUUCUUUUACUCAUGCUCUCUCAAUAAUUGACCAUAUGGAUAACUCAGAAAAUAAGGACGUAGAAGCCAUCAACAAAUCAAAAGAAGCUAUUGCAAAACUGCUGCAGAAUAUGUCUGCUACAUUUUCUUCUAAAGCUUGGCAAAUUAAUGCAGCUUCAACGAAGGAUAUUUUGGAGAAAUACUCUGAUAUGCUCAUUGAUAUGAUGAAACAAAAGUUAGACCACAAAUAA
This is a messenger RNA of Naegleria gruberi, 3291 nucleotides long. RefSeq lists its product as uncharacterized. Gene Ontology annotation, molecular function: protein binding. Gene Ontology annotation, biological process: regulation of mitotic cell cycle; mitotic spindle organization. The record is from RefSeq and is a predicted model, not a curated record. Bases 1 to 3291 code for a protein of 1096 amino acids. Gene Ontology annotation, cellular component: mitotic spindle. The transcript has 2 exons. Lineage: Eukaryota; Heterolobosea; Eutetramitea; Acrasida; Naegleriidae.